AUGAAGGCCAGCCAUGCGGCUACUGCCCCCAAACCCACCAAGAAGGAUAAUUCCUUGACCCUCGCGGUCCAGGCGAUUCGGCGAUUGGAAGCGAAGAUUGAGAAUCUCACAUCGAUUGUGAAAGGAGCUCAUGAUCCACGGACAGAUACAGCGCCUGACCGGCCGCCACCUGCUGCGCAGGCCAGUCCGAAUGCAGCCCUGGAAGGCAAUACCAGGGCGUUUAACCACGUUGAGCGGCGACGCACUCAUCAUGCGGCACCGUCAUCUCAUACGGUCUCCACGCCAGGAGCCGGUCCUGACCCUCGAUCAGGGAGGACUAAUUGCAUCAAUCUGUCCUUCAGCCAGCAUGAGGUAGCUUCUUGGCCUGCCGUCAAACAGAUCCUUCCUGGAUCCUUUGUUUCAGCUCGGGAAACCUUGCCUAGACAAUAUAUCAUUGAGAUCGAGAGUGAGAGAACUCCACUCCCAAUCGAAAUUCAGUCACCACUGGGUCCUUUCCAGGAACAUUGGCUCCGCGAUCUCCCAUUGUCGGUCAUCAAGGGGCUCUCUGAGGCCUACUUUGCUGUUUUCCACAGAAGUACUCCCGUUCUGGAUAAAUACUACUUCUUAUCAAGCACGCUGAGCAUAGCAAUGGAAACUGAGUUUGGAUAUGACAUUGAAUCUUGUCUGAUCCUUGUGGUUUUAGCCCUCGGUUGCCUGGCGGUUAAGGCUCAUGAAGAAGGGAGCUUUCCAUUACCUUGCAGAUCCCCACAACCUGUCAUUGGGUUCGUGGCCCCUGAGUGGUAUGAUCUCAUUCUGGACGAUCCACCUGGACUGAAAUUUUUUAACGAGGCUCGAAAGCGCUUCGGCUUCCUUAUGUGUCAGCAUGACAUACAGUCAGCACAGUUCAGUAUGCUCUGCACAGUGUACUAUGCUCAGAUCUUGAGACCUAUCGAAUCGUGGUCCACGGUUAAUCGAGCGGCUUUAUGCUGUAUUACCAUCUUAAAACGAUCAACAUCAAUUGAUUUCGACAAAUGGGAUGGUGACAUGUUCUCCCGCGUCUUCUGGGCUACAUUGAUGUACGAAACUAUCAUAACCCAAGAACUGGACUUACCGCUCAGUGGCCUCCUGGACUACGAGGCGGACAUGCCUAUACCGAAAUUUACGCCUUGCCCGCGCCCGAAGACAUCAAUAUCCCAAUUGAUAAUCGAUGAGGACGACUCCUACUUCAAUUUCCAUUUUCUCGCUCAGGCGGCACAUCGAAUCCUCCUCACGCGAAUCCGUCACAAUCUGUACUCUUUUGUCGAGAAAGCAGGCUCCCCAACACCGACUAUCACCGCCGAAAUGCACCACCAGCUCGAACAAUGGCGAGCCAAUCUUCCUCCAGCAUUGCAAUUCACGGAUGCUGACAACGAAGACGAUUCUCCCAGUCCGGCCCACGUGAUUGCAAGGGCAAUGCUACGUAGUCGCUACUUAGUAGCCAAAUUCCACAUAGGGCGGCCUUUUCUGUACAAGGCUCUUCACUAUCCCACCCAUACGACAGACGGCGAAUACGAAGAGAUUGCCAAAGGCUUGCAGGGAGCCAUGUUCUGGCCAACUACGACUGGCCAAUGUGCGCAAAUGAAGUCAGCCUUGCCAAUCAAGUUUGGUUGGUGCAGUCAGUGCUUUGGACAGGUGCUCAUGUUCCAUGCUAUUGCGCGGUCGCCGGACAUGAAGCUGCGAGCCACUUUGCCCCCUAAUUGGGAGGAAUGGGUUAAGGUUAUGGUCAGCCUCAUUGAAGAUUGUGGAAGGGAGAGUCCAGGAAUUGCGAAAGAUGCGGAGCUGUUGAAACUGCUUUGA
Messenger RNA from Westerdykella ornata, 1815 nucleotides. RefSeq names its product C6 zinc finger domain-containing protein. NCBI's taxonomy places the organism in Eukaryota, Fungi, Ascomycota, Dothideomycetes, Pleosporales, Sporormiaceae. Bases 1 to 1815 code for a protein of 604 amino acids. Gene Ontology annotation, biological process: DNA-templated transcription. Gene Ontology annotation, molecular function: zinc ion binding; DNA binding. The transcript has 2 exons. The record is from RefSeq and is a predicted model, not a curated record.